Molecule: messenger RNA, 1003 nt
Organism: Xyrauchen texanus (razorback sucker)
Lineage: Eukaryota; Metazoa; Chordata; Actinopteri; Cypriniformes; Catostomidae
Product: PEST proteolytic signal-containing nuclear protein-like
Exons: 6
Coding region: 194-592 (132 amino acids)
Biological process (GO): protein ubiquitination; proteasome-mediated ubiquitin-dependent protein catabolic process
Cellular component (GO): nucleus
Source: RefSeq, a predicted model, not a curated record
UACUUGUUCAAAAAUUUCAUACAAUGGCGAAUGUGAAGUGCAGCAGCGAAGGCCCCUCUAGCGAAGGAGACCAGUUUGAAUUCAGAUUUUAGGCUCAACAGCGGCUCUCUGAGCAGGUCCUCCUGGCAUCCCUCAUCUUUCAGGACCGGAAGAGAAGGGAAGCAGUGUGAAAUCUAAGACUGUCUCUUCCAGCAUGGCAUCAGGGGACAGCCUGAGAAAGCGCCCUGCUUGUGAGAUCAGCCCAGAAGAUGAGUCUAAAAGCAAGCCUUCUAAAUUGCUUAAUACUGGGUUUAGUAUGACGGCACAGGCAGUGAAGAAACCCAACCCCAUCUCAAUCAAGCUGGGAGCUAGUAAACCAAAAGAACCCACACCUGCUUUACCUACCAAGAAAACUGGACUUGCAUCGGUCUUCGAUGAGGAUGAUGAUAGCGAACCUGAGGAAAUGCCACCUGAAGCAAAGAUGAGGAUGAAGAAUAUUGGAAGGGAGACGCCCACAUCAGCUGGACCCAAUUCCUUCAACAAAGGAAAGCAGGGAUUCUCAGACCAUCAGAAACUUUGGGAGAGGAAGCUUAAAUCCCAGAAUGAUCAGUAGCAUGAUUGUACCUGCUUACAAAAGCUUGCCUUUUGACAAUGAGAAAUCUGUCCUUUUGUCUCCUUGUUUGAUGAACAUUGUACAAAUGUAUAUAUGUAAUGAAUGUUUAUGCUCCAAAGCAUCUUUUUAUUGUAGCUUCUUUAUUUUUAGCUUAUGUGUGGUUAAAAAUGCCUUCCUGUGUAAGGUGCAAACCAUAACAGAAACUUUUGCAUAAUCUAUAUCACUGUACAAUAUUGUAGGAGUUCUUUGCCCUAGCUGAAAUUCAAACAUAUGUGCCACACUGACCCCUUGGCCUUAGUUUAGUUGUUUAUUCAGAGAAAGAAUGUGGUUGUCCAGAUGUUGACGAUUCCUUAAGUAUCAUUCAUAACAAUGAUAGAAGACAAUGUAGUUUAUAAAGUCACUAAUAAAUGA